CUGUCGGUCUGGUCUGGUCUGGCGAUGAAAUACUAACUCAUGUUCUCCUCCCUUCCCUCUCCCUCUUCUCUUCUGCCCGCCGCCGUUCUGCCCUGGCGCUGUGGAGCGCCGCGGAGCCCUUUCCCUUCCCGACCUCGCGCCUCAGGCUUUUGUGAUGCCAUCUUGGUUUUGAAGACAUCUACGCAGGUUGAGUACUCCUAUAUUGAUCGAUCGCAGGACAGGACGCGCAGUCGACUUCGGAGCUUUGAAGAUCGGCCAGUACGUCUGAAGGUUAGUAGCCUUGGAGUUUGGAGUUUGCGAUCGAACGACGAUGGGCCUCUCGCGGCGGUUUCUGAAUCUGAUCGUGGAAAACCCGGUCCCUGGCAUCAAAUCGCUGCUCUGCAUCGACCUGACGCGCCACCAAUUGUUUAACCCGACACCACUAACAACAAUCGGGGUCGGAUCAGAAUCAGCAGUAGCGCAAGGCUCUAGUUCUCCGAAACAGCCUGCUGGUGCCUUCAAUCUGAAGAAUAAACAGGCUGAUGGGGCAGUCUUCUUGAUGGAGAGAUUUCAGCUUCCUGACCCGACCUUCAACUUCAGAGCUCAAGCUAAACCCCACAUGUGGAAAAUCGACUGCUUCCCGCUUGCAGAUCGCAAGGUCAUCUGCGUGGACCAGGCUGGGCGCACCUUCCUCUUCGACGCAGACACACGCCAGUUGGUGACCAUGCCUAGCCUCCACAAACCCAAGUGGAGUCCCUUCUCCAUAUUUGUCCCCAGCACUGACGAGGACGCCGAGCACCGCGAUGGUGGGAGACUCUAUGUCAUGGAGAAAAAUCCCGAAUUCGAGGCAGGUAGCUGCGUGCAGCACAGCGAUCAGUUUGAGGCCUUUGUCUUCCACAAGCCCACAGAGACAUCCUUCAAGUCAUGGCACUGCCAAUUGCUCCCGCCACCACCAUUCGUUCAUGAUUAUGCAUACAGCCAGAAACGCUGCAAGAUCACAUCCUACUCUGUGGUUGGGGACAACAGUUCCCACAUCCUCAUAUCUGCUGAGGAUGCUGGCACCUACUGUUUGGACACGGUGAGCAAUAUCUGGAGCCGAGUUGGUGAGUGGACACUGCCUUUCUGCGGCAAGGUUGAGUAUGUCCCCGAGCUCAAGCUCUGGUUUGGCCUCUCUGCCGAGGACCAUCAUUUGGCUGCUGUUGACCUAUCAGCCAUGGAUUCCACGCCACAGCUAGUUGGUAGUUGGAAGGAACUUGAACCAUGCUGGGGAUGGGAGAAAUCCCAGGAUUCUCAACUUGUCAACCUGGGCUCAGGCAGGUUCUGCAUUGCGAGGUUCUUUGAAGCUAUGGAGUUGGGUGGUGAGUUUGGCAACAAAUUAGUUGAGCAGAAUUUUGUAAUCUUGACUGGUGUGGAGGUAAAGCUGGCUGUGAACGAUGUCAAUUGCAGCGCCAGUGGAAAUAGUAAAACGAAACUUGAAGUGGCUAUGCACAAGCCGCAAUUUCACAUGUCAAAUGAGACCUUUAUUGAUGCUGUGUUCUGAAUAAUAUUGGUCCCAUAAUAUUGAGGCCUUGUUUUCAAGA
This is a messenger RNA of Panicum hallii, 1559 nucleotides long. RefSeq lists its product as uncharacterized. The transcript is spliced from 3 exons. Lineage: Eukaryota; Viridiplantae; Streptophyta; Magnoliopsida; Poales; Poaceae. Bases 311 to 1519 code for a protein of 402 amino acids. The record is from RefSeq and is a predicted model, not a curated record.